Suillus plorans is the source of this 1338-nucleotide messenger RNA. Its product is annotated as cytochrome P450. Lineage: Eukaryota; Fungi; Basidiomycota; Agaricomycetes; Boletales; Suillaceae. The transcript is spliced from 11 exons. Bases 1 to 1338 code for a protein of 445 amino acids. The record is from RefSeq and is a predicted model, not a curated record. Gene Ontology annotation, molecular function: oxidoreductase activity, acting on paired donors, with incorporation or reduction of molecular oxygen; monooxygenase activity; iron ion binding.
AUGGCAUACCGCGCUCCCGAACUUUUCGAUGUGAAAACAGGCGUCACUCUUGACGAGAAAGUUGACAUGUGGCAGUAUGUCACCGCCUCUCCUGGUAGAACAGCUCUACUGGGAGUCAUCUAUACACCAAUAAUCAUCUUCGUGCUGAACAUCCUCAAGCAGCUGGUUGUUCCCCAAGAUCCUUCACUACCUCCAGAAGUGUUCCACUGGAUCCCUUUCAUUGGGUCUUUCAUCGCGUACAGCGAUGACCCACUCAAUUUUUUAUUUGAGUGCAGGGAAAAAUACGGUGAUGUCUUCACAUUCACUCUACUUGGACGCAAGGUGACCAUUGCACUCGGUGUUAAGGGCAACAACUUUGUUUUGGGUGGUAAAUCAACUGCGUUCUCUGCAGAAGAUGCUUACACUCACCUCACGUCCCCCAUCUUUGGUAAAGAUGUCGUAUACAAUGUCCCCAAUGAAGUAUUCAUGGAGCAAAAGAAGUUUGUUAAAGUCGGCCUCUCAACUGAGAACUUCUGGGCUCGUACUCUGCAAGGCAAGGAGGUCAGGAGUGGUCUGGACAAAUCGUUUUCUGCACUUUCCAACGACCUGGAUGGAGGCUUCACCCCGCUGAAUCUCAUACCUCUUCGUGACCACGAAAUCGCGCACAUCAUGAUUGCCCUUCUCAUGGCAGGACAGCACACUAGCUCUGCCUCCAGUUCAUGGACCCUUCUUCACCUUGCUCAGAACGUCGAAGUCCAGGAAGCACUUUACCAGGAGCAAGUCGACCAUUUCGGCAACCUGGAUGGCUCUUUCCGUCCGAUGACAUAUGAGGGCUUCCGCAAGCUUCCAGUCCUUGAUCCCGCCAUUCAUGAGACACUUCGCAUGCACCCGCCUAUUCUCAGCACCAUGCGCUACGUUCGUUCCGAUGUCCCAGUUCCCUCGACUCUCGCUGCCCCCUCCAAAGAUAGUGUUUAUGUUGUUCCAAAGGGCCACUAUGUGCUUGCUUCUGCUGCCGUCAGCCAGUGGGACCCAACACGAUGGAGUGAUCCCCAGGGCGUUGCUGCUCAGGCUUUCAAGACUUACUCUGACGAGAAUGGCGAGAAGAUUGAUUAUGGUUUCGGUGCUGUAAGCAAGGGAACUGAGAGCCCAUACCAACCCUUCGGUGCCGGGAGGCAUAGAUGCAUUGGCGAGCAGUUCGCAUACCUGCAACUUGGAACCGUGAUUUCCAACAUCACCCACAAAGUUGAGCUUCGGUUAGAGGAUGGCAUCACAGAGAUCCCAGAACACAACUAUCAUACCAUGAUCACAAUGCCAAAGAAACCUCGGAAUGUUUGUUACAGACGCAGGAGAUUUGAUUAA